This is a messenger RNA of Labrus bergylta (ballan wrasse), 5040 nucleotides long. It is a transcript of the gene amer2, whose product is annotated as APC membrane recruitment protein 2. Lineage: Eukaryota; Metazoa; Chordata; Actinopteri; Labriformes; Labridae. The record is from RefSeq and is a predicted model, not a curated record. Gene Ontology annotation, molecular function: phosphatidylinositol-4,5-bisphosphate binding; beta-catenin binding. Gene Ontology annotation, cellular component: plasma membrane. Gene Ontology annotation, biological process: regulation of canonical Wnt signaling pathway.
CAGAGUGGGAGUGAAAGAGCACCAGACACAAGGGUGGAGAGAGAGAGUGAGUGAGGGUGAGUGCAUGUGUGGUCAGAAAGAGAAGGACAGAAGGGCAGUUAGAGCGCUCGGGGGAGACGAUAGAGUGGGACGAUAGAGUGCUAGAUAAUGGAGGUGCAGUCGGAGUGUGUGGAGCCGCCUGUGGCCCCUCAGUGUGACCCCCAGCCCACAGGGAAGAUCAACAAAGCUGCCUUCAAACUGUUCGGAAAGCGUCGCACUGGCUCCAGUAUGGCCAGCUUCUUCUCCUCCUUCAGAAACAAAGGGGCUACGAACAGCAAUGGGAAUUCUGACAAUGGGAACUCUUUGAAUGGAAAUGGAUCGGCAGCAUCGGUGGAGCUUGUCAGGAGCAAAACCCACGAUGGACUAACGAGUUCUAACGACACCGAUGGACAGAGAGGGGAGGGCCUUCCCAGCCUGGAGGCAGGACCGGUGAGAUCUCUCAGCAAAUCAUUGAGUUUCUUCUCCCUACUCCGGCGUGGAAGUUUCAGAUCAAGUGAAAAUGGAGGGGCGGGGCUUGUCAGAAGAGGGAGGGGCUUAAAGGGGUUUUUCAGCAGCAUGCGAUGGAGACGCAAGGAAAAAACAAACGAGGUAGAAGGGGAAGAGGUGGAGGGGAAGCAAAGUAAGGAUGGGGAUACUGCUGACUCUGAGAAGGUGAAGGAUAUUAUGCUCACCCUUGAACCCCCUCCCCAUCAUCAACAAGAGGAUUGUGGGAAUGCAGAGGCAGAACAUACUCUUGAGACUCCCACUACCAGUGUUACCAUGACACCUCCACACUCUGUUGCCAUGCCAGGGACAUCUGGUGAGCCAGACUCCCCUUUUCCUUACACACCCACUGACUCACCCCUCCACCCUCCCAUCCAAAAAGCCAAAGCAUCAAUCUCCAGCCUCACCCCCUCCCUUGCUACACCACCUUUGGAUCGGUGCAGCACAGGUGACCCACCCUCAGAGCCUUCGGUGGAACGACUCUGCUCCCUCCUCUUCACUGAUGUCACUUCGCUGAAAAGCUUUGAUUCACUGACGGGCUGUGGGGACAUUAUUGCUGAUGCAGAGGACGAGGGGCCAACAGGGAAUGGGGGAAGUGGCACCAGCAGCAGCAGCAGUGGUGGUGGAGGAGGGGGGACUGUGGGUGCAAGUGUUGGGAGAGUUGUUGGUAUCACGAGUGCAUCGUCACGUUGUUCCCCUUCCAGAACCUCUUUAUCUUCACAGCUGACCCAGCCCAUGUUCUCUGUUUGCCCAAGCUCAGUGCCUUCCUCCCUCCCAGCCCGGGCCAGAGUACCGCCUCCACCCCAGCAGCACCCAGCUGGUAGCGGAGUGGUAGCCUACAUGGGUGGAGGGGAAGAAAUGGCAAGUCCAGAGGGGGUGGAUGAUGCAGACAUGCAGGGGCUCUGGCACAUGCUUCCCUCUACAGGUGAUAACUCCCCAGCCCUGCCUCGGUCCCACCAACCUCCCUCUUCCACCCCGACUUCUACUUAUCCCCCACGUGCCACCUCCAACCUUGCCAGCAGCCACCUGCCCUCCGCCUCCAGGAGUGCAGACCGGAAGCUACCCAAGGUGAAAGCACUUGGGCUCAGUAAGAUUCCAGUAGUUGGUGGAGCAGGGAGCCGGGCAGCAAAACCAACAAUCCCUCAUGCGCAUGUCCGUCAUCCAACAUCUCCUGGUGAUAAAGAGCCUCUUAGUGAUGAAGGAUACUGGGACACACCCUCAGCAACACCCACAGCAACACCUGAUGAGAGCCGGGUGCAGCAUAACCAGAGCAUGGCGUUAUCUCGAGACAGUUGCUCUGGAGACCAUCUGUAUGACCUCUACAAUGAGGAUGAAGGGGAGGAUGAAAGAGACGGAAGCCUAAACAGUACUCCCUCUCCAUCCACCGAAUACAAACUGAGUCCCACCAACCAAACCAUUUCUCCGUCCUCCUCCUCUUCCUCUUUCAGGUCAAUGAAAGGAAGCACCAGCCUUCCGCGGGAAUCAAAGAUCCCAGUGAGCUCCCGACAAACCCCUCCCCCCCACUCUGCAAGCCAGUCUGCCCUCUCUUCGGUUCUAGAGGCCGAAUCCCCUCAGCCAGUGACCGAACCACCACCCCCUGCUCGCACCAGAAUCCCUGUUUCCAAGGUGCCGGUGCGUCGAUCAGGCGGAAAACCUGGCGACCAAAACAGAGGACCGGCAAACAAGAAGUAAUUCCUGUCAAACAGGCUUUGCUUACCAAUUUAUGGACUUGAGUCUACAUCCCUUCAGUGAUGUUUAUGCAGAGCCAAAAGUUUUCCCAGACCAAGAAAAAUGUGGAGCUGUAGAGUUAAUAGCCUAUAAAUUCCUCUCCAAUCUUUAAAGCUCUCAUUCCUUAGUGUUUUGGCUUGUGACAGGGUGGAAUAGAAUAAGUGGUUUUGUUCACUUGAGAAAGUCACGAGGAGACUCCAAAAAGCUGGGUUAUAACUUCACAGCUUUCACUGGAACUUUGGAAGUUGACUCUUGACAAUCCAUGGACAAAUUUUGCCUUGUAACUUUCCUGGAAUAAAACUCUCAACCUGCUGAGAGUUUGACAGUUCACAACUGCACACUGCAAGAAAAACAGAAGCAGAGCACCUUUUUGUCUCUUACAUUUUUUCUUAUGGAAUACCAUAUGGCAUAACACAAUUUUCUCCAAAGGACCUAAUCUAAUCAAAGAUUUGUUUUCCCUGAGUUUUUCAUCUUGUCUAAUCUGUAACAAAUUACCUCCUAAUCCUUUUAUUUUAGAGCCAAAGUAUAAAGAAAAAACCCUAGUUAUCAUUUCGCAGCAUCUCAACAGUAUCUGCAGCCUGGAAUAACCGACCUGUUUUUGUUUGGCUGUAUGUAUUUUUUGCUUUUUGAAGAUGGUCUUCUUCUGACCGCACACUUUAUUAAGCUGUAUGUGCAAAUGUACAAAAGAACUCUUAAAUGAUUAUGAAACAGUUUUAUUUCUUACCUACUUUGCAACUAAAAAGGUGGAAGAAAUGGACCCAGUUUUCUUUUCUUAAGAUGGAUGUUUUUUCUCUGUUCUGGCCGAUCACUUUUUUUAUGAAUGGACUUCAAGUUUGGCUUCAGCCUGUUGCAUAUGGAUCUCUAGAAUAUCCACAGCAUCACACAAAGUACAUCCGUGGGAUGUCAAUCUCUGGGAUUUACAACUCUUCAGUAACCAAUGGAAACCUACCAAACUAUCGCAAUACCCAGCCAGGAGGGAUCCCUUGCACUGAUGCUUCAAUACAAACGAAAAACACGAACAACGCUCGCAUACAAAAUGCAACACAAUCACAACACACAAAUCACAAUACUGUGCAUGCAGUGCCACAUGGGCACAAAGGUCAGGGAACAUCAAGUAAUGCUGAAUGAUUUAGUUACACACACUGUUCAACCUUUGGCACUGUCUUUGUAGCUACACUGGAUGUUUUUCUUCUCCAAUGACACAUGCACAAAAACCUUCUUUUUUUCUACAGGUUCCUUUCUUCUUCAUGGAUUUCAUUCUGUUUUUAUGGGGUUCUUUUUCCUUAAACUGUGAUCACACACCAGCUUCUUAAUACUCUGCUUUCUUUUAUUUUUUUUACUAACAUGCUGUAUAGGAUGGAUUACAAGGUGGAUGUCAGCCAGUUUUAGAGAACCAGAAUAUGCCUGCAAGUGUUUUUUAAAUAGGCUGUGACCCAAAAAAAAGACAAGGAAAUUCAGUCAGGGUUUGAGAUAAGUAAAAGACUUUUGAGUCACACAAUUAACUAUUAUUUUGGCUCUUGUACUGAUAAACACUUAAUUCUAGGAAUCACCACAGUUGUGUAUGAAUAUGAAUGUAGCCUGACAUUAUGAAGAUCAUUGGUCGGCAUAUAUUUGCCUGUGAUGGUCUGUUGUCCUUCUUUGUCCCUCUUUUGUGGGGGAGUUUGUUUUCUAGGACCCAUGUGCUCUGAAAAAAACUGAAGACAAACUACUGCACAGUGAUGCAGACUUGCAAAGCACCACUUGUUGUAAGAAUGAGUGGGUGUAUAGUCUUAAAAGGCCUUUGUCAGUAAAUCAGUGAGACAAGUUACAGGGAGCAGAAUGUUCCCUACCCUUCAGUUAAAGAGAGUGGUUUUCAAAGAGCAUGACAUUCGAGAUGAUGCAAGUUUUCUCUAAGGCUAACCACAGGAGCAUUGACACAUGAGGGUCAUGUUAGUUCAUGAUAGCCUCCCAUUUCAUUUAGAAUAUGAUGAUUGAUUCACAACACUGCUCGGGGUACAGAUAUCUAUUUAGCCUCCUGAUGGUAUAGGGUUGGACAGGAUAUGGGGUAACCUGAAGCCAGGUCUGUUAUUAGUGUCCGUCAUGGCACACACUAAGGGCAUGCUAAAGGUUAUUUGGGGAGAAGAGGUUGAUGUUUUCUCUGCCUACACUGUUGUUAUCAUUUAUAAUGAUUCAUUUCAUUAACCUCUAGUAGAAAUGAUAAUGAAAGGGAUGGUUGCAUAAUGUAACUUGUAAUUGAAAUUAGCAACAAUCUGAACCUUUAAUGUAUUUCUGGGAAUAUGUUUAAUGUUUUUUUUUAAAGCAGUGGUAAUGCUUGUGGAUUGUAGACCAAACAGUUGCCUAAAGAGUCCAAACUUUACUCUGUAGGAGACAACGCACUGGUAAAGGAGAGGUAAUUCUGCAUUUCAUGUUUAUCAGAUUGUGUUUAAGUAUUGAAACUUCCUUGGUUGAUAGUCCAUAUGCCACAAUUUUGUGUGUCUAAAUAGAGCUAGAGUCCACUUUUUUUCAAAAUAAGAGAUAGAAGAGUUAAAAUGAGAGUUGAACCUUUGGGUACAAGGCAUACUGUAUACAGAAUAGUGACAUCAGCCACAGAGGUCACGACACUGCCCCCUGGCUCAGUUCCUUUUGUUUCUUUUCCAGACCGACUCUUUCUAUUGUUUGGGUCUUUAUUAAAUCAUCUGCUGCAAUGGAAAGCACAUCAUAUUUUCCUUUUUUUUUUUUUUUUACCGUCUGUUCACAGUGUGAAGUCUUUCCACUUUUCAUAUUUAAUGAAUAAAACUGUGUUUGCGCUGA